Messenger RNA from Penicillium daleae, 1695 nucleotides. RefSeq names its product MDR family MFS transporter. Bases 1 to 1695 code for a protein of 564 amino acids. Gene Ontology annotation, biological process: transmembrane transport. The transcript has 3 exons. Lineage: Eukaryota; Fungi; Ascomycota; Eurotiomycetes; Eurotiales; Aspergillaceae. The record is from RefSeq and is a predicted model, not a curated record. Gene Ontology annotation, molecular function: transmembrane transporter activity.
AUGGCUGAACACCAGGUCGACCCAAAGAGAAAUUUGCCUCUCUAUGGAGCAGCCGACGAGUCUACAUCAGCGACGGAUAAAGAGGAUGAUGUUGAGAAUGUGAGGCAGAAUGGGUCAGCGCCUCCCAUUGAAGAGGCCGGGGAGUCGAAUGAGGCUCCCGCAGCAGACGAGUAUCCUCAUGGUCUGAGUCUAUUCUUUAUUGUGUUGGCCAUCAUGCUUGCCACGUUCAUCAUAUCUCUUGACCAAACAAUUGUCGGUACUGCCAUCCCCAAAAUCACCGAUCAAUUCCACGGUCUCGACAAAGUAUCAUGGUACGGCUCGGCAUACUUCAUGACUUUCGGUGGCUUCCAGACCUCGAUGGGCAAAGCAUACAGGUAUUUCAGCCUGAAGACGACAUUCCUAGUCUCCCUCUUCAUUUUCGAAAUUGGCAGUCUCAUAUGCGGCGUGGCGCCAAAUGCCAACGCGUUGAUUGCUGGACGAGCGAUUGCUGGUCUCGGCGGUGCGGGUAUGGCGACGGGUGGGUUCACAAUUAUUGCCUUCUCUUCCGAGCCCAAGAGACGACCUUUAUUUACGGGCUUGGUCGGAUCUGCCUAUGGCUUGUCUGCUGUAGCUGGUCCGCUUAUUGGUGGUGCCUUUUCAGACAAGGUUUCCUGGAGAUGGUGCUUCUACAUCAACCUGCCAGUUGGAGGUCUUGCAGCCGUGAUCAUUUUGAUCUUCUUCCACUCCCCGAGUGGUGCCAAGCCGGUAAAGGCACCAUUAAAAGAGAAGAUCCUGAAUAUGGACCUUGUUGGCGUGUCUUUGCUCAUGUGCCUCAUCAUUUGUUUCAUUCUGGCCCUGCAGUAUGGAGGACAAACCCAAUCAUGGAACUCGAGUAAAGUGAUCGGUCUACUCGUCGGCUUUGUCGCUAUUCUCGUUGCCUUGAUUAUUUGGGAGUAUUACCUUGGUGAGCGCGCUAUGCUUGUGGGACGUUUGCUCAAGAAGCGUGCUCUUUGGGCUCCGUCAACAUACAUGUUCUUCUUUGCCGGCUCUUAUUUCAUCCUCCUCUACUAUCUCCCAACCUACUUUCAAAGCAUUGACGACACCAGCCCUAUUGGGUCUGGGGUACGGAACUUGCCUAUGGUGGUGACCUUCAGUAUCGCAGCUAUUCUUGCAGGCGCGUUCGUUGAAAGAACCGGCAUUGCAACACCAGUCAUGCUUGUGGGUGCUGCUAUCGCAACGAUCGGAACCGGCUUGAUCUACACAUGGGAUAUCGGCACCCCGGCUGGGAAAUGGAUUGGUUAUCAAAUUCUCGCUGCCUUCGGUUUUGUUAUUCCUUGGCUGAUCCCCAUGAACAUUGCCCAAGCAAAUGCGGACGCCCAAGAUAUGUCAACAGUGACGGCUUAUAUUUUUCUGGCCCAAACCCUCGGGGGAGCGUUCAGUGUCUCAGCCGCGCAAUCAGCCUUCGUGAACACCAUGCUCACAAAAAUAAAAACAACAGCCCCAGAUGUCGACCCCAUGGCUUUAAUCGCAACGGGCGCAACACAGAUUCGUGCAACGUUUCCCAACGACAUACACGGUGUUCUACUUGCGUACAUGGCAGGCCUCAAAGCAACUUUCGCAAUUUCAGUCGGAAUGGUUGGAUUUGCCUGUCUGAUGGGACUUUUCACUCCCUGGAACAGACUGCAUGGCUCAGCCGGGGGAGCUGCCUUUGCUUGA